Messenger RNA from Eimeria acervulina, 1350 nucleotides. RefSeq lists its product as hypothetical. The transcript has 8 exons. Bases 1 to 1350 code for a protein of 449 amino acids. The record is from RefSeq and is a predicted model, not a curated record. Lineage: Eukaryota; Apicomplexa; Conoidasida; Eucoccidiorida; Eimeriidae.
AUGACAGGAAUUGAACAGGCAAAAAGCACCUCAGUAGAGGUACCCCAUAGUUCUUUGGGAUGUCUGCUGGCCGCCUUCGUCGUAGAGAAAGAAAUCCACAACCAGUUGCGCCACUUAGAGCGCCACUUAGACGCUUUUUUGUUGAUCGAGCAGCUGAAGCAGAGACUGAAAGCGAAAUCGCUUUCAGAAGGGCCCCGUUCAAACCAUGUAGCAGGAAGCAUGAAGCCGGAAGACGUAGUGGGUGCUGCGGAGUUAAACGACUUGCUGGACAAUGACCCAGAAAUUGUGGAAACUGCAUUCAGACGCCAUAUGGUUGCAGAAGUCUACAGAGACAUGGACAAACCAGAAUGUCUGGAGCGCUUAGACACCCGAGCGAGUCAAACGGCAGAACUUAUCCAGCAACUGCGCACGCAAGUGCAAAAAGAGAAGUCGCCGCAGCUGCAAGAGCUAAGAGACUUAAUCGACAAGAAAUAUAAUCAGACAACAGGAAACACACCAAAAGAUCCGUCUCUGCUUUCUAAAGCGUAUCGGCAGUCAAUACGCAUGUGCACGUGCGUUAGUAAGGAGUUGCAUCUGUGCGCUCAUAUUCACAUUUACGCGUACGGGAGCACGCACCCACACGGACCUGUCUCUGUGAAAGAAGUCGUUAACGAAGGCUCUAACCUUAAGAUACAGUUGAGGAAUUACAGCGACAACCCCGACAAGAUAUCUGUUCGACUUGAGGGCGUUGUAGCCGCUCCACUUAUUUGUAUCCUUUCCGUUUUGAACGAAGUGGACCACUUCAGCAACUGGGCUGCGAUGCUAGGCCCAGGCCCUAGAAUGCAAACACUAAAUCGUAAAUCCUCAUUGGAUGCUGAGGUGGCUCAGACUUGGCCUACGGACGCGUGUUUUGAGGUAUUUGCUGUGGAUGACUUCGAACGGAAUUCGCAAAUUGUUGUUAAAAUGAUUACACUGGACAACGCCUGCAAGACGCCGAGGCAAACAAUGACGAUCCCUGAUCCAGCCCGGCGUGUGGAGAGGAUUCUUGUGGACGGCUCGUUGGUGAUAAAGCCUCUUGGUCCCGACUCUUCUCUGUUGUCCCUCCUUUGGCACGAAAACUGCGGGAUGCGCAUCCCUGUUUUCAUGCUUGACUUUGCCACCAAGCUCUUCGCAAGGUCGGCCUUUGACGCCUUUAGGAAAACGUGCAUUUCAGCAAAGGGUGGAGAGCUGCAGCGGAGGCGUUCCUUAAAUGAAAAUCUCUACAGCUUCAUUACAGAUCGCCUGGAACAGCUUGGUAUCGUGCCUACCUCACCGCCUCAAUCUGACGGAAAAGAAGCGGAGGGACGAGAAGAAGUUGACAAAUUGCAAUGA